Molecule: messenger RNA, 2958 nt
Organism: Anthonomus grandis grandis
Lineage: Eukaryota; Metazoa; Arthropoda; Insecta; Coleoptera; Curculionidae
Product: glutamate receptor ionotropic, kainate 2-like
Exons: 17
Coding region: 118-2847 (909 amino acids)
Biological process (GO): monoatomic ion transport; synaptic transmission, glutamatergic; modulation of chemical synaptic transmission
Cellular component (GO): postsynaptic membrane; plasma membrane
Molecular function (GO): transmitter-gated monoatomic ion channel activity involved in regulation of postsynaptic membrane potential; glutamate-gated receptor activity
Source: RefSeq, a predicted model, not a curated record
UUAUAAUUAUUGGCUAUGCACCAGGUCCAGGAAACCUAAAAUAUUUCACAUUUUUAAUGAGAGACUCUAGCACAAAAUAUUUAAUCGGUCGCAAGUUUGAAAUAGUCAAAAUUCAUUAUGUUUUCGUGUGCAAAUCGUUUCAUUUUUGUGUUCUUCACCCUCUUGCCAAAUUCCGGAUUUACGCAAACAAUUGUUAAUAUAGGCAUAUGCUUGCACGAAGGGGAUCUGGAAAAUUUUAAUAUAGAUACAAUAUCAGGUAGCGCUUCCAAAGAUUAUCUUCACAUAUCUGCAGCAACAAUUAUGGUUCCAGAUGAUAUUUUAGAUGCUUUGCAUAGCAUAUGUGAUAAGGCUGCCUUAGAAAAUGGCUUGACAGCCAUUAUUGGCCACACUAAAGGAAAGACUGAUAAUUUACUCAAAUCUACUUCGUCAUUCUUGGGAAUUCCUUAUAUAAACACCCAAUGGAUUCCAAGGGAAUUUACGGAUAUUCCUAAUAGUUUUAGUGUGUAUCCUGAUACUAGUAUGCUUGCUCUUGCUUAUGGUGCUAUUGUAAAGAGUCUAAGCUGGUCCACUUUUGCCAUAGUAUAUGAAAACGAGGAAUCCCUAAUAAGGCUACAGGACGUAAUUAAAUUGCAGCAAUACAAUAAGGAUGCUAAGAGAAACUCUGUUAUUUUAAGGAAACUUCAUGAAGCAGAUAGCAGGCCAAUUUUCAAGGAAAUAAGACAUUUGCCAAUAUAUUCCGUGCUAUUGGACUGCAGCAUCGAACGCACUAUAGAAGUCUUACAGCAAGCAAAAGACGUUAAACUACUGGACGAUAUUAACACAAAUUUUUUCUUGACGUCAUUGGACGCGCACACAUUAAACUUUACCGCUCUUAACUCGAAAACUAACUUAACAACAGUUCGUCUAUUUAAUCCGUUCACGAGUGGGGUACAGAGGCACACAAGGAAAUAUUAUCCAAACAUCGAUCCAAACCAAAUUUCUGUAAAAACGGCCCUUAUGCAUGACGCGAUGCUUCUGUUAGCAGAAUCUCUUAAUGCCAUUAAAUCAACACAUGCUGACGGGGAAAUUGUUUAUGAACCAUUAUUUUGUAACGCUCCUGAAAAAUACAGCGAUAAAUAUGGCUUGGUGUCAGCGCUGCAGGAGGCCACGGUGGAGGGUAUUACGGGGCAAAUAAGUCUCCCCAAUGGCAAAAGGGAGGGGUUCGAGUUGGAGAUAAUUGAAAUAUUUAAUAGGGAGGAGCCUAUUGGAACGUGGGACAGUAAUGAUCCGGAAAAGGUGGUUUUAAAGAGGAAUGCCACCCAGAGGGAGGCUGAUAUUCAGAAGAGGUUGCAAAAUCAUAAUUUUAUUGUUACAUCCAGACUCGGAGGUCCGUAUCUGUAUCAAAGCAAAGACCCAGAGGCAACAGGCAACGCGAGGUAUUACGGAUAUUCCAUGGAUUUGAUAUCGGAAAUUGCUAAGGAGAUGAACAUUACAUUCGAAUUCCAAAUUACUAAGGAUAAUGCUUAUGGAAAUUUGCAACAAGAUCUUAUAGAUCGAAGAGCUGACUUGGCUAUAUGUGAUUUCACCAUUACACCCCAAAGGAGGGAGGUGAUCGACUUUAGUUUGCCUUUUAUGUCUUUAGGUAUCGGAAUAUUACAUACAACUGUUGAGACAGCAGAAGAGGCCAAUCUGUAUGGUUUCUUGGGACCAUUAUCCACAGUUGUAUGGUUGUACAUAGGACUUUUAUACUUAAUUUUGUCUUUUGUAUUAGUACUUAUAGCAAGGUGUUCUACUGAAGACUGGGAAAACCCGCAUCCAUGCGAACAAAACCCCUCUGAACUGGAAAAUAUUUGGGACUUAAAAAACUGUUGUUGGCUCACUUUGGGAUCCAUUACUACUCAAGGAUGUGAUUUAUUGCCCAAAGGGACCUGCACUAGGAUAGCCACUGCUAGCUGGUGGUUCUUUUCUCUUAUAAUCACCAGUUCUUAUACAGCAAAUUUAGCUGCUUUCCUAACUAUGUCAAAACAGGAAGCCACUAUUGAUUCAGUGGAGGAGUUGGCUGUACAGAACAAAAUAAAAUAUGGUCUUGUCCAGGGUGGUUCAACAGCAACGUUCUUCAAAAACUCCAACAACUCCCUCUACCAACGGAUGUGGAAUACCAUGGUGAACGAAAAACCUUCAGUUUUUGAAUCUGAUAACAUCAAGGGUGUCGAAAGGGUCGAGAGUACCAAAAAUGGCCUGUAUGCUUACUUUAUGGAGUCCACCGGUAUCGAGUAUGAAAUGGAGAGAAGGUGUAAGUUAAGAAGAAUCGGAAACUUGCUGGAUUCUAAGUCUUACGGAAUCGGAAUGCCUAUGGAUGCAGAGUACAGGCAUAAGAUUAAUAAUGCGAUCCUGAAGCUGGCCGAAGUGGGGAAAUUAACUGAAUUAAAGGAGAAAUGGUGGAAGCUUGAAAGGGAGGGAAAGCCAUGCCCUGUGCAAGAACCUGUUAAUACAGAUGCUCUUGCUCUAGUUAAUGUCGGAGGAGUAUUCAUAGUUCUUGGAGCGGGCAUCGCCUUAGCAUUUUUUAUAGCAAUAUUGGAAUUUUUAUGGAAUUGCUACAACAUUUCUGUGGAGGAGCACAUAACGUUCACUGAGGCCCUCAAAAUCGAACUGAAGUUUGCCUGUAACAUAUUUAUAACCCGCAAAAGAGCAAAACCGGUUAUUUCAGAAGCUUCAUCAGAGAAAUCUGAUAAGGAGGAUGACGCGAAGUCUCACAAGGGAAUUUUACCUGGACUAGGAUCGUUUUUGAAUGUAUCAAUGCUUCACGUGGAUGAGCAUUCAGCACGCAGUCCUACACCAAAAUCUGGAUCUAAGAGGCGUAGCAGCUAAUUAGAUAAUAAAGUAGCUUAUAGUUGCUUGAUCAACCCAACAGGUCCAUUCCAGAAGUAUACCUGAAUAUCCAUGCUUCCUGUACAAAAAUAUAUGUGGUGUGUUAUUUUA